AUGAGCGGGACAAGUUGCAAAAACAAACAGCCUUCUUCGUUGUGGAUCCAAGGAGAUUCCCUUUCUAACGUCCACAUUGCACCACAACAUCGUUCUCUCACUAACGAACUCGUUUUUCAACUCUUACAACAUCAUUAUUCGGAAUUUAAUGAAUUAUUCGGAUUAUCAUCCUCUUUGCACCAUCAUCACCCACAACAACAACGGCACCAAGACCAACCACAAGAGAAUACAACAAACACCAUCACCCUAUCCUCUCCAAUUCAUUUAAAAUCACCAACUCCUUCUACGUAUCAUCAUUAUAGUAAUAACAAUCAUCAUAACAAUGACGCCUUUACUAAUCCUUCUACUCCUAGCAUAAAUAGUUCAAAAAAUCAGCAAUCAUCACUGACAGGUGGCCUUUCGGAUGAAAAAUCCAAUCAUUGUCGUGGAUUGUCUCGACAGUCUUCAUUGUCACAUGAAAGCAAUCUUUCGAGUCCUGGAUGGAUCACAGCCAAAGAUUUUGAUCAAGCAGCUGUCAACAGCCCAUCCACGAAAGCAAAUGGAAAGAGUAAUAAUAACGAAGAUCGAAUGUCAAUGCCUCCACCACCACCAAAAAUCAAACAACCGCCAUCUACUCCUACAUCACGAAAUAGCGAAAAUUAUAACUCUUUUUUUGCCAGUUCUGCGAUGAGAAGUGGUGGUGUCGAGUUGUGCAUUCUGUCGAAUGUGACCAACGAAAUGAUUUUCAUUGACCCUCGAUUGGUGAAGUAUUCCACACGGCUUCAACAAAAUGAUCCUCUCACGAAUUCUUCGGAUAAGCCCGUCAAUUCUCAAUCAACAACUGAAUCUCCGUCGAUUAUUGUUUCUCCACGGUUGAGAAUGCAACAUCAUCGAUGGUCUACAUAUUACAAUCAUCCAUUGCAUCGAGAAGAAGAGAAAUCUACUCACUUCGAUCAAGCACUCAUUCGUAAGGGGCAAAGUUUUUCAUCAAGUACUUCAUCCAUUGAUACAUCAAGUGUGACAAUGUCACAUGGCAAUCCAACGACUCAUGAUGAUAUAGACGCCACGUCACAAGGAAAACCUUCUGACACCACCAUUUCAACAAUUGAAAAUUCUUCAUUUCUUUCGACUGGAAAACCCUACAAACAUCAUCAUACAAUUAGUAGUUUGAAUAAGAAGGAAUUUCAACAAUUUCUUCCAAGAGUUAGUCUCCCAAAUUAUGGAGAUAUUUCUAGUGUUUUUAAUUUAAAUGCAGAAGUCAUUCAGGAAAUCGGAAUGAUGGAUAGUUCGGUUUCACAUCAUCAACUAGCUGACAUUCUGGGAUAUCAUCAAUCUGGAAUUUUUUCUAAAUCAUCAAAAUUGAGCAAAUCGUUCACAUUUGGAUCCGAAAAAAAUCAUUCAAACGUUUCAAUUGGUACCACAAUGACCUUCUCAUCUAUUCGAGUUCCACGCCAGUCACCUCGAAAUUCAACACGAAAAUCUGCAAGAAAUAGUUUCUCCUUUUUCGGAAAGCAAUACAUUAAGGGAGAACAAGGCAAAUUGAAAAAUAAUUCAAUUUCGAUAGAUAUUUCAAAUUCGACUAUUCAUGAAAAUAGUAGAGAAUCUAUUUCAAGCGAAGUUGAGCCAUACACCACUGCUCUAGAAGGAAGAAGAUACACCGAAACCGAUUGUCAUGCAACCACCGUCAACAGUAUUGAUCUGUCUUCAACACAAAGACGAGCGACCACAGUGGAGACAACAACUGUGAGUGCUUCUUCCUCUCCUCCCAUUGUAAUUUCCAAACCAACGACCUCCAAUGCAAUUUCUGUACAUAAUCCACUGCCAAGAUCUACUGGAAUAUCUCCAACAUCUCCUUUAGAUAUUCACACAAGCAAUUCGACAUUGAAAACUCCAGAAAAGAAGAAAACUCCAUCGACGGUGUCAUCUAAGGUUAAAGAAUUUUUCUCUUCUAUUGGUCGACGAAAAAAGAAAACUUCCAAUUCUCUGGAUAUGAAUUCAAAUGCUGAACAUUCACCGCCUCGACAAUUGCCACAACCUCCUCAAUUUAAACCAAAUCAAUCGGACACGAUCAACAUUUCUCCUCUCUCCUCAUCUCCAAUAUCUCCUGUGAAAUCGCUUCCUACGACAGAAAUUGUCGUACACAGAGCAAGUAGUUCAAGUAGUUGUUCCCAUGCAGAUGAGCAUUCAUGUGAAGCUAAUGGAAGUCAAAAUAAUCAAUCCUCGACCACUACAAGUACCUCCUUGUCAUCCUCUCCACCUAUUCAGCAGCAACAGCAAAAUCAAGUGACAGAGUCACACCAAGAACCUAUGAGUGGAUCGACUAAUACCAUGGAUCGAGAACUGACUGUAACUAUUACACGAAAAAGUACAGACUCAUCCAUGACAGCUCCUUCCACAUCAGAAACACCAAAAUCACCCAAGUCAAGAAGGUUGUCCAUGAAAAAAUCUCCAAAACGGAAAGAGAUCUUGAGUGUGACGCCAAAUACCUUUAAUGAAAUUGAGGAAAAUUGCAUUUCAUAUCUCAAAAAUUUAAUUGUGGAUUUUAAAACCAGUUCGAUUGCGUUUGCAAAACUGGUUGAAGAAUUAUCGGAAUUUGAAAAUAUUUCAACACCAACGGCGGAUGUUUCAAGUGGAUCAUUAUCAGUUUCAACACCAAAAGGUACAAAAAAUAGAAGACCAACUUCGAUGCAUUACAUUUCAAGAAGUUCAAUCACUUCACCAACUUCGAUGGAUUUAAGUCUUGCAUUUUCUUCUAACUCAUCCACUUGCUCUAACCCUAGUGUUUUUCAUUGUCUCAACGAGAGAGGAUCUAACUUCUCCAUAAUUAUUCUGAGAGAUGUGACCGUUUGUUUAUGGUACAAUUUGAGUCACAGUGGCAAUAACAAACAUACAAGAAAUGCAACAAGUAUCAAUAUUGACACGAGUGCCACUUCUGAAAAUAAUUGCGUAUUAAACAGCAAUCAGAAAAAGCUGCUCUUUGAAGGAGCUUACGAUCAAAAACUGAAAAGUAUUGGAUUUGAUAUUGAAACGAAAUUAAGAGCUGGAUUUGUUUUGAAUAAGCAAUCUUCGAUUCAAAACAAUGGACAAUCUCACAGUUUGAAAACAAGCAGAUCCAUGGAAUUUUCGGCUUUUUUAACACGAUCGAAUAGUCAAGGAGCAUGUAAAUAA
Molecule: messenger RNA, 3147 nt
Organism: Naegleria fowleri
Lineage: Eukaryota; Heterolobosea; Eutetramitea; Acrasida; Naegleriidae
Exons: 1
Coding region: 1-3147 (1048 amino acids)
Source: RefSeq, a predicted model, not a curated record